Messenger RNA from Pocillopora meandrina, 2974 nucleotides. The record is from the annotation of a GenBank genome assembly. NCBI's taxonomy places the organism in Eukaryota, Metazoa, Cnidaria, Anthozoa, Scleractinia, Pocilloporidae.
AUGCCGCGCUUCCACUUUUUUUUUUCAGAAAAGAAGCCAGGUGUAACAGAUUUCCGUCUACUUGAUAGACGACAAGCGGAAAAACACAUUAUCUUUACUUGGGAGAUGGUAAUAUUUCAUUUCCUGAAUAAACAUUAACGUGUGAAGUAACAUUAUAUUGACCAGUGUGUUAUGAGUAGCAAAAAACGAUUACAUACCAUUCUCAACACUGUAUAUUUGAUAGAAGAACAUGUGUAUCUUGCCAGAGGACUUGAAGAGCUUUUUCCUCACAACAAAUGGACUGUUAAUUCAGUGGAGCAUCAAGUUUGAUGGUAAUUAUUGACAAUGCAUAUUUGAAAAAAUAAUGCGAGUAUUGGUAAAUGUUUCCUGGUGCCUUCACAGGCUGCAGGAAGCAGGAAACUUUGGUCAUAAAGAGUUUUGGGUCACUUGGCUUGUAAGACUUCUUAGAAUCAUCACUGAACAUUUUGACGGUUUGAUUUGUUGUUUCAUAUCUAUUUUCUCCAUUUAAUCAGGGAGUGUUUUACCACUGGGAAAAAUGGAGCUGAAUCCUGUUACAGGUCUAGUGUUGCUGUCUAAAGCAACAUCUAUUAGUGACGACAAACCCUCAUUGGCUGAUUUAGAUACUGAUUCAGAUGAAGAAGAUGGCCAAGGUAUUGACCAAACAUGGGGACAGAUCCAGAAAUUUGACAGAGGGAGGGGGAGAGGGGAAGCAUCCUUUGAUUUAAAAAAAAAAAAAAAAAAAAACUAUUUUUCUUUAAGUUGGACCCUAACAUAUAUAAGCAAAGGAAUGAUUCAAGCCAAGUGAAUAUAUUUGUUAAGAAGUAAUAUGUGAUCCCACAUUUCAAGAAGCUUUCUUUAAAAAAUUUGUCAGAUCUGAUGGAGACGGAUCUGAACCCCACUCAUCCUACCCUCCUGGAUCUACCACUGAAACAGGACCUUGAAUACCAUGAUUUUGUCAAUAAUAAAGAUCUGUCCCAGCUAAAACUGAGAAGUGCUAGUGAUCAUCAGAUGAUGUUCUUUCCUUUGUUUUCAAUUCCUCACCAGGUCAUAUAAAACCACACUUUGAUAAUCGCUGCAAGGUUUUUGAGCUGGAUGCAUGUGACAGCUAUGGUAAAGUCUGUUUGGUUUACAAAGACAUCAAAGCUGGUGGGUGAAGUUGGACAGUUCAAAUAAAAUCGUAGAUUUUUCCAAACUGCCAAAUGGUUGACAUAGAUGUUGUGGUUCAAUUUUAUCCUUGGUCCAAAUUUUGUUUUCUUUUGUUUUUGUGUAUUGUAAUGUAUGAUAACAAGUUUGAAACAAUGGAAAUAAAAUUUGAACCAAGGAUAAAAUUGAACCACAACAUAGACAUUCUUUUAUAUCAACUAAGUUCUCGACAUUGGAAUAUCCUUCAUUUUUUCUGUCUCUUCUCUGCAAGUUUGCUAGUUAUCAAAAUUAGCAGAUUUUUGGCAUGUGCUCAAAAUAGAGAAAAAAAACUUGUCAAUGCUCAUCAGUGUCCUCUUUUCUCAGGAGUAACAACAGGACAACCUGAGAUCUGGUUUCUUGAUCGUUCACUGGAAUGGUGGUAUCUUGCUUUAUCUUUCACUGAUUAUUUCAGAAUGAUGAUAGUCCAUCUUGGCCUUCCUCUCUGGCAAUAUCUUUUUACUGCAACAGGUCUAAGUCCAGAAACAAAGGUAGGCGUAACUCAAUUUGUGAUUUUGCAACAAGUUAAUCAGUAACUUAUUAUUGACUUAAGAUUAAUGCGCUGGAUUGGAAGGUCCUGAUUUGAGCCCAUGGACUGAGUGGUAAAUAUGAUGUGUCGUUGGGAAAGGCUGUUGACACCAGAAGUUCUAAUUCUCUCAACUUUGAAGUUUAUGAUAAAUGUGUACUAGAAACAGUUCAGAAAAAUUUUGGAAGAGCACAUAGGUUACUUCCAUUAGACCAGCAUUCACUCAAGGAAGAGCAACUUGCAAUGAAGUUUUGAGAGCAGACUUUCUCUUUUGGUGUUCAUGGUUUUUGCAGUUAAAAGGUUCCUUAUUUAUUUCUGAGGGUUGGUAUCUCUGCAGAAACUUGGUGGAAACUAAUAGGAAAUCAUUUCCUCUAUUUACAGCAAUGGUUCAAUCUCUAUGCACCUACUAGAUUAGCCAUGGACAUGGCCAAUGUGGAACAAAAGGUCCAACAGAUGCCAAAUUCAAAAGAAAGAAAUAAGUCUGCUACAAAUCCUCCUUUUCAAAUUAACUCAUUAGAUGUAAACAGACUCUUUAGAGGUAAAACCGACAAAGGAAAGAGUAAGUUAUCCCAGGCAAAGAAACCACCUCUGGGAAAGACUCAAAACUCAAGUCAGGGUUGACAGGGGCAGUCUGGUAGAUCAGCACCAAGAUGAAAACAACAUGUUUUAAAUUUCUCCAUGUUGUGAGAUGUGGUUACCAUAACUGUUUUAUAAGACUAAGGUACAGGUCUUUAUCUUAAAGUGAACUUUGAUGUGUGUUUCAUGAACAGUAAAGCCACAACUUUUGUCUGAAAAGCACCAAAGGGAUAAAUUACUAGUAAUUAACUUACUGGAAGUCAAGGUUACCUUUUGCUUUUGAAAAUAGCAAAAAUGGAAAUGCAAUUAUUUUGUAAAUGAUAUUGUAAAUCACCACCUUCCCCAAUCUCAAAUUUGCAAUGGGGAUGGAAAAGCAAAACAGUUUUGAACAGGGUUCUAUCAACAUAAUAAUAUUACAAAGAAAUGAUGAUGUGUUGACAGUGCUGUCCCUGAUCAAAUCCCUUCCAGCUUCCAUUUCUUAAGGGGACGUAAACUGCAGCCUCCCCUCUUAAUUGGAGCAAAUGAGUACUUUACCCUUUAACUCCUAGAAGUGAUGGACAUGUAACUUCUCCUAGUAAAAUCCACCCAUUAUCCAUGAAACAGGUACUAAGAAUACUUACACUCAUCGGGUGAAAGUUUUUAUCCUGAUCUAACACCAAAUUCUUGUAACUUAUUAACAAGGAAAUGUUUAGC